Molecule: messenger RNA, 1515 nt
Organism: Wasmannia auropunctata (little fire ant)
Lineage: Eukaryota; Metazoa; Arthropoda; Insecta; Hymenoptera; Formicidae
Product: regulator of microtubule dynamics protein 1-like
Exons: 4
Coding region: 313-1197 (294 amino acids)
Cellular component (GO): spindle microtubule; mitotic spindle pole; cytoplasm
Molecular function (GO): microtubule binding
Source: RefSeq, a predicted model, not a curated record
ACAUACAUAUACAUACGUGACUUGCGUUACUUCAUACUUGUGCAGUUGUGCACAAGAUGUAGACAUACAUAGAUAGCGCACACAAUGUAUACAUAGAAUUUUUUACGCGUAAUGUUAUGCGUAAACUUUAUACGUCAUAGCACAGAAAAGUGCUUCAAAAAAUGUGUGACAUUGUAAAUUGUUCUGAUAGAUAGUUUCUAUAUUAAUAGCAGCAACGGUUUGUAGGUUAAAAGUUUCAGUUUACUGAUAAUUCAUCAUCUAGACAUCCUUCCUUUACACAAGUCUCAAAUUAAUCGAAAAUUAGAGUUCAGAAUGUUGCUACAAAGAUUAUGUCGUAUUACAAAUUACAACAGGCUUCUUCCAAGAGCUGCUUUAUAUAAAAAUAUUUAUCCAGCAUAUAAGUGGAAAAACAAUGUGCAAAUUGUCAGAAAGUUAACGAUAAUGUCGCCUUUUACUAUAAUGGGAAUAUGGGGAGUCGUAAAGAACAACGACAAAGACAAAACUCAAAUUUCAAUGAAGGAACUUCUCACUAAAGCAGAUGCGCUCUUUGAUCAGGGAGACUAUAAAGGUAUAUACGAUCUUCUGUCAAAAUAUAAGGAUAACAAGGAUGUUGAAAUCUUGUGGCGUUUAAGUAGAGCCAUUUACAAGAUGUCUUUAAUGGCCAGUGACGUAGAAGCGCAGAAGUUAACAUACGAAGGUUACGAUUUGAUACGUAUGGCUCUUGACAUUCAAGAAGAUCACUAUGCCGUGCACAAAUGGAUGUCUAUAUUUCUUAAUGGAAAGAGUCUUCUGGAGGGUACAAAAGCGAAUAUAAAAGAAUCGUACAAUAUUAAAAGACAUAUGGAGAGAGCGUUAGAAUUAAAACCUGGUGAUGCAACGUUACUUUAUAUGCUUGGAAGCUGGUGCUACGAGGUUUCAAAUCUGGCGUGGUAUCAACGAAAAAUAGCGACCGUCAUAUUUGGGGAACCACCAACUUCGACCUACGAGGAAGCGUUGAUGUAUCACGAGAAUGCCGAAAAAGCCGAUCCAAAUUUCUACAGUCGCAAUUUACUGAUGCUAGGGAAGACAUAUUUGAAAUUAAAUCGGCAGGAAGAUGCGAUAAAGUAUUUGAAAAAAACUGUUGAAUACCCGGCGAGGAACGAUGAGGAUCAACAAGCGAAACAGGAAGCGCAGAAAUUGUUAAACAGUAUUAAGUGAUAUAGAUGCGAAUGGAUAUCUUUAAACCGCGGUUUUUACGGCAGAAAAUUAUUAUUUGGGUAUUUUUAUAUUUUCAUUAUUUAAUAUUGCGAUGCUAAAAUGACUGUAUCUUACCAUGACUAUUAAUUGACAUAUUUAUGAUAUUACAUACAUAUAGACGUAUAUUUAUAUGAGUAGAUAUAUCUACACAUAUGUUUAAUAUAUUUUUAGAUUUUUACAUUUACCAUUGUUAAACAGGGACCACGGUAAUAUUUUAUAGAAACAUUUUAUAGAAAUUUUUAAAAAGUUAAUAAAUAUGAUAAAAGUUAAUAAAUGAAA